AUGAUACAUUCCAAAGGCGGAUUUAUAAUUCGCAAUUGGGCCUCAAACAGCCGAGAUGUUUUGGAUCAUCUAGGCGAAGGUUCAGCGGACGGAGUUAAAGAGCUGAACUUGACUGGAAACGGAAACACUGAGCGCGUGUUGGGAAUGCUCUGGAAGUCUGCGGAAGAUGAUUUAAUAUAUUCUACAUCAUUUCGAAAGGACAUCGCUUCAAUCAUCGAUUCGGGAGUGAGACCAACAAAACGACAGAUUCUCAAGUGUAUCAUGAGCCUAUUUAAUCCGCUCGGGCUCUUGGCAUCUUUUCUGGUCCACGGCAAGAUUUUGAUGCAGGAAGUAUGGUGCCAAAAGAUACAGUGGGACGAGCGUGUCAACGAUCAUAUCUACAGCCGUUGGACGAAAUGGAUCUCGUUAUUCAGCCAAGUGCGGGAGAUCCGCAUUCGACGCUGCUAUUUUGAAAAUGCAAGUUCCAGCAUGUAUGAAACCCUAGAAGUCCACACAUUCGUUGACGCCAGUGAGGAUGCCUAUUCUGCCGUUGUGUAUUUCCGCGUCAAGGCCCUGAACGGCACCAUUCAGUGCACAAUAGUGGCUGCAAAAACGAAGGUUGUACCUCUUCAACAUGCUACGAUUCCUCGGCUUGAGUUGAUGGCUGCACUGCUAGGCGUUCGUCUUACAAAUUUCGUUGUCGAUGGGCAUUCGGUCACUGUACGGCGACGAGUAUUCUGGUCCGAUUCAAGGACCGUGCUAGCUUGGAUUGGGUCCGAGCACCGCCGUUAUCGCCAAUUUGUUGCUUGUCGAGUCGGCGAAAUAUUGUCGUCAACGAACGCGAACGAAUGGAGAUGGUCGCCAAGCAAUCUGAACGUAGCGAACGACGCCACCAAGUGGGGGAAAGGCCCUUGCUUUGACGCUUCCAGUCGUUGGUUCAUCGGGCCUCAGUUCUUGUACUCGAAUGAACAAAAUUGGCCACAGUCGGUACAGGGGAUUUCUUCUACCGAUGAAGAGUUGCGUCCAUGCAAUGUCCAUCAAGUAGCACCUUUAUCACUGAUUCAAUUUGACCGUUUUUCGAACUGGCAUCGCUUGCUGCGGACUGUAGCUUAUAUUAAACGUUUUGUGAACGCCAGCAAAAAGAAAAUGCAGCAACCCUUUAAGAAAGAAAUCCUAUGUCAGCAAGAAUUGCAGACCGCUGAAAAUUUGUUAUGGAGAAUUAUUCAGCUAGAUACGUACACAGAUGAGAUCACCAUUUUGCAGAAAAAUGAGCGAUUGCCCAUUGAUGAACACCAAACGGUGGACAAAUCAAGUGUGCUUUUUAAAUUGACGCCGACACUGGAUGAUCAGAGAAUUUUGCGCGUUGAUGGGCGCAUAGGUGCUCUACAUAUAGCUUCGGCAGAUCAAAAAUGUCCCAUCAUACUGCCAAGGCAUCAUCGGGUGACAUUCUUGGUUGUGGACAGCUAUCAUCGAAAGUAUCUACAUGCCAAUUCUGAGACGGUGGUCAACGAAGUGCGCCAACGUUUCUAUGUGCCACGGCUGCGAGUGCUGGUAAAAACCGUAGUCAACCGGUGUCUGUGGUGCAAAAUAUAA
Messenger RNA from Toxorhynchites rutilus septentrionalis, 1572 nucleotides. RefSeq lists its product as uncharacterized. Bases 1 to 1572 code for a protein of 523 amino acids. The transcript has a single exon. Lineage: Eukaryota; Metazoa; Arthropoda; Insecta; Diptera; Culicidae. The record is from RefSeq and is a predicted model, not a curated record.